Molecule: messenger RNA, 1254 nt
Organism: Zerene cesonia (dogface butterfly)
Lineage: Eukaryota; Metazoa; Arthropoda; Insecta; Lepidoptera; Pieridae
Product: alpha-(1,3)-fucosyltransferase C-like
Exons: 2
Coding region: 1-1254 (417 amino acids)
Cellular component (GO): membrane
Molecular function (GO): alpha-(1->3)-fucosyltransferase activity
Source: RefSeq, a predicted model, not a curated record
AUGAUAGGCCUAAGCAAAAGGAAAUUGAAACGAAUUGUAAUAAGUGUACUUUUAAUAUUAUGUGUCUUUGAGUUUAUACAGUUGACGAGUAACAUUAAAAAUUACUCGCAAAUCGAAGAAAAACAUCCAACACCAGUAGAAACAACGAUUCACUUCGACUAUGGAAAUAACCUGGAAGUUUCAUAUGAGACAGAACAAUUUCUAGACAGCAGUAACAAAUACAUCCUCCUCGUGAAGUCAAAGCAACCCCCCAAAUACCCGUUCACAACUUUUACUUUAGGAAACGUCAUUUUCACUGAAAACGCUUGUGAUUUCACCAACUGCUACAUAAUAGAUGAUAGAACAUUCAUAGACGAAGCCUCGUUUGAUAUGGUCGCGUUCAACGCCCCGGACCUUCACGAUCUAGAAGUGCCAGAGAACAGAUCGCUUCACCAGAAGUAUGCGUUCUUCUCAUACGAAUCGCCGCAGUACCAUCCAGUAUGUAUAGACAUCUACGACGAUUUCUUCAACUGGACAUUCACAUACAAAUUAAAUUCAGACUUUCGCUGGUGGUUCUUUGAAAUAUACGACUUGAAUGAUACAAGAAUAGGACCGCCUGUUGAUGUGUGGCCGGAUUUCGGCUCUAUUGAUGAUGAUUUAAAGUCCAAAUUGGACGAGAAAACUCGAAUGGCGGCGUGGUUUGUAUCGAACUGCGAUACGAUAAGUGGGAGAGAGUGGGUUGCGAAGGAACUCAAUAAGGAAUUGAAGGAACGGUACGGAUGGUCGAUAGACAUCUACGGGAGUUGUGGCGAUUACGCAUGCCCCAGAAGGUACGCUGAAUUGUGUAAUCAAAGGAUAGAAAAGCGAUAUUUCUUCUACUUAGCGCUAGAGAAUUCGUUUGCGGAGGACUAUGUGACGGAGAAGAUAUUAUUGGGUCUGAACAAUUUGGCUAUACCAGUGGUUUAUGGUGCUGUGAAUUAUUCUAGAUUCCUCCCACCAGGCAGUUAUUUAGACGCGCGUGAACUGGGCACGCAAGAAUUGGCGAGGAUAAUGAACAAGAUCGUAACGCACCGUGAGAUCUUGUAUGACUACUUCAAAUGGACCAAUCACAUAACCUUUAGACACGUGUCGGCAAGGUCUCAGAUCUGUGGGCUCUGCGCUACGCUCAACGAUAGGAAACAAAUGAAAGCUAACAGUAUGUAUCCAGAGUUUCGGAAUUGGUGGAACGCAGAAGGAUGGGACGAUAGCUGCUCUUUGAGCCGUGAUUAUUUCUAG